AUGUAUUCAGCUGAUCAGGCAUCAUCGCAUCUACUGGCGAUACCACAAUUUUCCUCAAAGAGCUUAACAUGGGGCCAUCUGCAGAAGUUCUCUGACGACUCUGCCAUCGUCGGCCUCAUCACUGACGAYGAUGACAGGGAAUACAGAGAACUGAUCAAGGACUUUGUGGACUGGUGUCAGUGGAACCGCCUCCAGAUCAACUCAGGGAAAACCAAGGAGCUGGUGGURGAUUUCCGCAGGCGCAAUCACACMCCCCCGACACCGGUGAACAUCCAGGGAAUGGACAUAGAGAGAGUGGACUCUUAUAAGUACCUGGGUGUUCACCUGAACAAUAAACUGGACUGGACUCAAAACACUCAUGCRCUUUACAGGAAAGGUCAGAGCCGACUCUACCUGCUGCGUAAACUUAGGUCCUUUGGAGUGCAGGGAGCGCUCCUCAGGACCUUCUUUGACACUGUUGUGGCAUCAGCCAUCUUCUCUGGAGUGGUCUGCUGGAGCAGCAGCAUCUCAACAGCUGACAGGAAGAGACUUGACAAGCUGAUAAAGAAGGCCAGCUCUGUCUUGGCUCAGGAGGGUCAGACAUGCGACCUCGGGGGGGUGAUCUACCGCAGUGGGGAGUCCUUCCAGCCCAGCUGUAAGCACCACUGUGUGUGCAUGAAUGGAGAAAUCGGCUGUGUGCCGAUGUGUGCCAGUGACAUCCGGCUGCCCUCCCUCGACUGCCCAUACCCACGCCGCAUCCAGAUCCCUGGGAAAUGCUGUGAGGAGUGGGUAUGUGAGCAAAUGCCUCAGGACCACCACUACCAGUCAGUGAUUGCCGGAGCCUCUCAGAUUCAUCCCCUGCCCUCUUCAAAUCCUGUCUCAGUCUUCAGACAGGCUUCUCCCUAUGAGCCACGACGAGAGAGUCACAAAGAUAAUUGCAUAGUCCAGACUACAGAGUGGAGCGAGUGCUCGGCCACCUGUGGCAUGGCCGUCUCAUCCCGCAUCACCAACGACAACCAGCGCUGCCAGCUGGAGAGGCAGACCAGGAUCUGCAUUAUCCGGCCCUGCAACAGCCAACUUGUGAAAGAAAUCAAGAAAGGGAAGAAAUGUGUCAGGACACCUAAGGCCCAGCACGGGAUGCACUUUGAGCUGUCAGGCUGCUCCAGCACCCGGCUGUACAAACCCAAGUUCUGCGGCGUCUGUACAGAUAAUCGCUGCUGCACACCUCACACCACAAUCACAGCCGAGGUGGAGUUCCGCUGUCCAGAGGGAGACGUCUUCAUGAAGAAGAUGAUGUUUAUCAAGACCUGCUCCUGCCAUCACGACUGUCCUCAUGAUAACGACAUCUUCCUGGCGUCCAAUACUCGGAGGAUGAUUGGGGAUUAUGAUAACAAUAUGUGACCAGAGAGUUAUGCACACACACACACACACACACACACACAUUGAAACACUUACAUCAGGACUGCAACAUGCGAACAAUCAAUCCCACAAUCUGCCUAUAAAACCACAUGCACAACCGUCAGUGUAAUCCAGACUUCAAGCAAUGGGUCAGAAAUUCAUUACCUUUCCUCCAAGAGAUUGUUAGUUUGCUUUGAGGAAAGAUGAUGAGGCCAGUGUUGUUAUGAAAUGUUUGUCUGGAAAACGUCUGGUAGGAGGCAUUACAAAAAUAGGAAUAUAGGCCUAAUAAUUUCUAAUCCAUCUGAGAUUUCCACAUGUUGGACAAUAUACACAUUUGGAAAAACAAUGCCCACACAAAUAUACAGAGUUUUCCCAGCCUCAACAAAAAAAAACAAUUUAGCCGUACUUGCUUCUGCUCACAAUCAAUCCUGCCAGGUUUAGAGAUGAAGGAGAGCAAGACGUGUUUAUUUUUCUUGAUUUAAUUAAUGUUAAGAUACAAACUGACGACAUACUGAUAAAGAAAUGUAUGGAAACAUAUCAGGUCUUACAUUUAAAAAAAAAAAUCUGUAUCAAAAGAUACCAUAAGGCAGCUGCUACUGACGCACCCUGGUAACAAGGGUUCGGUAACAGUACCCAACAAUCCAAGAAUCUCUGCGAAAACAGUCUCUGGCAUCAGAGGAUCUUUACAUCUGACUCCAGAAAGCCUCUUCGAUCAGAAACAAGGACUGCAUCUCCAAACGUACACUAGAAAGUACAACCAUCUGUUCUUCUCACGUGAUGAAAACUGGCACUGAACGGGGUCGUAAAAAGCAGCACUGAAGAGUGGAACUUUGAUCAAAAUUAUUUUAUAUGGUUAACAUGAUCAUAAAUGAAUUUCCAUUCUCAAAUAUAAAGACUAAUGCAUUUCUUCACUAAUCACAUACCAGGAUACAGUGUAGCCAGGCAAGUUGCGUUAGUGGACAUGACUUCAGAUAUAAAUACUCAAAUAUAAACAAAAGAAAUGAGCCAAGCACUUGAUUGUCUUUAUGUUUAAAUAAUGGCUCUUAAAGCUUUGUAAUUUCAAGUAUUGCACAAUCUUGAAAAUGUAGACAUUAACAGCACUGACAUUAUGACCAUUAUUUGUUACAUUGAGACUCAAAGGUCAUUUAGUUCUGAUCUUUAGAGAAUGAAAACAAUAUCACUGUGGGAUAUCAGUCUCUAAAGAUGUAUAGGAACACCUCAACUGCACUAUUGUUUUUAAAUCCUGAAAUGACAUUUAUUCUAUAUCAAUAAUUAAAGAGUGACCAACUUUUUUUUGGCAUUUACAGGAAAACAGUGAAUGCUGAAAAAUAGUGCAAUAGCUACAAUAAACCUCAUCUCAAGACCAAAUGUUAACCAAAGAUGACGUUUAAGUUACUAUUUUUUAUAAAGGUUAUGUAUUAUAUAUUUUUGCAAUUGUGGCCUAGGUUGUGAUGUUGAGAAACCCGAGUUGAAAAUGAAAAUCGAGCAUGGCCACUCUGCCAACUGAUUGUGUUGGCUGUAUUAAAAUGUCUUUCUGACUGUACAGGUAACACAAUGUGGGUACAUCAAUGAAAGUUGAUCAGAAAUUUCCAUUAAAAAACCUCCUGAAAUGUAAAGAAAAUGACAGACUGGGGGAAAUUGAGUUCCCUGGCAGCCACUGAAAAGCUCCUGGAGGAACCGUUCAUACCAAGACAUGCAGGGGAAACAAGUUGAAUGAAAUAUUUGCCUUACAUUUAUUAUGUCCUACUAAUUUCUGAAAGUAAUGACGAUACAGGAGUUGUAUUUAAAUAUGAUAUCACACAUUUAGUCUCUCUUUAGUCUGUUUUGACAUUGGUAUCAACCUGAGAAGCUGGAGGUCAGCUACUAACUGCUGAUUGGUCUCUUCAGUGUCCUUUGUCUUGUUAAUUCCAGUAGUUAUUUUAUUCUGACGCCACAGUCUAAAGACUAGUGGAGGGAAGAAAAAUAUGUAACAUGGCUAAAAUCAAUUUUACUCCCAUUAUUUACUGUAUAUUUAAAAAAUAAAAAAAGGACAUGGACAAAUUUAGCAUUUGCUUAAUGAAGCUUGUGUAUAUACUGUAAGACUGUGUACAGUUUUGUACUAUAAUUUAUAACGAUUUGUUUAAACACAGUAUUGUAGCUCUGUAACUGUAUCCUAUUGCUUUGUUUUUUCACUGUAGCCACCUGACUAAGAUACAAGUGAGUCAUUGUCUGUUGCACUUUUGCCUCUUUUUCAAUAAACAAAGUAUAUUUUUAUAGA
Molecule: messenger RNA, 3634 nt
Organism: Paralichthys olivaceus (Japanese flounder)
Lineage: Eukaryota; Metazoa; Chordata; Actinopteri; Pleuronectiformes; Paralichthyidae
Source: RefSeq, a predicted model, not a curated record